GGUCUGUCCUGAUAAGGCACAGACAUAGCCAUCUCAUACUGGGCUUGUGCAACAGGGCUGAAAUAUUAACCUCAAGCUCCGCCCGUCCGGUUCUCUCUACUGAUAAAAUCGAGCAACCAGCAGGCGUGACGGGAACUUUCCUCGCAGUGUUUACAGGUCAGGCUCUUCCUCGCUUUACCCUGUUGUGUCUGCACCAGGUCUGCACAUCUAACAACGACCUGCAGUGACAGCGUCCCACACAGCCCGAGGCACAAUGGAAUGCUGUGGACUACUUACUGCCCAGAAGGAACCAGUUCCCCUGAAGAGCAUUGAGGUGGAGCUGGAGGUGAGGGACCAUGUGGCGACAGUGGUCUCCACUCUGAACUACGAGAACAAGGAGGACAAACCUCUGGAAGCUGUUUUCGUCUUCCCUCUGCCUGGAGAUGCUGCUGUCUGUCACUUCAGUGCUCAGAUUGGACAGACACAGAUUGUAGCUGAGGUGAAGGAGAAACAGAAGGCUCGUGAGGAUUAUGAUGAUGCGCUGAGCUCCGGUCAGCAGGCCUUCCUGUUGGAGGAGAGCGAGCAGAGUCCAGAUAUAUUCACUUUGAGUGUGGGCAGUCUGCCUCCAGGAGAGAGCGCCUCCAUCAGGCUGGAGUACGUCACUGAGCUGGCUGUGCAGGCGGAUGAUGGGCUGAGGUUUUGUCUGCCUGCUGUGCUCAACCCUCGCUAUGAACCUCAGGGUUCUGAAGGUGCUGGUGUGCAGGUGACCUCUGUUCCAGCCUCUCUGGUUCCCUACAUUCUGUCCUUUUCGGUCCGAGUGUCGUCUUCUCGUCCAAUCUCCAAAGUCGAGUCCAGCUGCUCUCUGGAGUCUCUCCAGUACGUCAACGCAGAGCAGACGCAGGCCAGGGUCAAGUUGGCUGCAGGACACAAGUUUGACAGAGAUGUUGAGCUGCUGAUUUAUUACAGAGAUGCUCACAAGCCCACUGCUCUGGUGGAGGCAGGACAAGCCUCUGCCAAACCUGGGAGUCUGAUGGGCGAUCCAGUCCUGAUGCUGAGCCUGUACCCUGAGUUCCCCAAGUCUGUGAUGUCUUCACUCGCCUCACGUGGAGAGUUUGUGCUUCUACUGGAUCGAUCUGGGAGUAUGGAUUGUCCAACAAGUGACACCAAGCAGCAAGAAUCUCGAAUUGCCAGUGCCAGGGAUACUCUACUGCUCCUGUUGAAGAGCUUACCAAUGGGCUGCUACUUCAACAUCUACAGUUUCGGCUCCGGCUUUGAACACAUCUUCCCUAAGAGUGUGGAGUACAGUGAGAAGAACUUAGAAGAGGCUCUGAAGAAAGUCGAAGCGAUGCAGGCGAAUCUGGGAGGAACAGAGAUCCUUGAACCCAUCAAACACAUUUACAGCCAGCCCUGCAUUCCUAAUCAACCUAGACAAGUUUUUGUCUUCACUGACGGAGAAGUGUUCAACACCAAAGAAGUGAUUGAUCUGGUGAAGAAGAAUUCAGGUUCCCACAGGUGUUUCUCUUUUGGGAUCGGGGAAGGGGCCAGCUCUGCUCUUAUCAAUGGGUUGGCCAAGGAAGGAGGAGGUCACGCUCAGUUCAUCACAGGGGCUGAUAGGAUGCAACCUAAAGUGAUGCAGUCUCUGAGAUUUGCUUUACAGCCAGCCGUGGAGGACAUCUCAGUCACGUGGGAUUUACCAAAGGGAGUGUCUGUCACUGUUCUCUCCCCAACAAUCACAACCAUUUUCCAGGGUCAGAGGUCACUGAUUUAUGCGCAGCUCAGUGGACAGAGUUCAAAGGCAGCAGAGGGCGGUGUGACGGUGAAGUACAGCCUGGCAGGUUGUCCCUCUGAGAACAAGCUACACUUCUCUCUCAAACCUGCUGAGGACACUGGAUUAACAGUCCACAGGCUAGGUGCUCGGAGUCUGAUUCGUUCCCUGGAGUUGGACGAAAGAGAUGGCGAGGGACAGCAUGACGAGGGGGUGAAGGGGAAGGUGGUGGAGCUCAGUGUCCAAUCAGGAGUGAGCAGUUCCUUCACAGCCUUCAUUGCUGUCAACAAAGGCAACUAUGAGCCGAUUCAAGGACCUCUGAUGCGCAGAGCUAUACCAACACCCAGGAUGUAUUUGAUGGCACCCAUGGCUUGCUGUUUCAUGUCUGCACCUUCUACUAUGGCCUUUGUUAAUUUCUCCUUAAACAAAGCAGACUGUGGUGGCCUGGCUCUCGAAAGUGCAGCGUUUGAAGAUUGUGAUGACAUCUGCCUUGAAGUUUUUUACCCAGAGUCAGACUACGUUGACGAAGUCGCUGAACCAAUAAAGCAGCCACCCAGAGACCCUUUGCUGCAGCUGGUCUCCCUGCAGAAAGCGUCUGGCUGCUGGCUGCUUGAUCCAGCUCUGGCUGCUGCUGUGGGAAAGACCAGCGAGGAGGUGGAGAACACAAAGCCUUCAGCUGUGAACCAGGAAGUGUGGGCCACCAUUCUGGCUCUGAUCUGGCUUCAUGGAUUCAAGAUGGAUGCUAAGGAAGAGUGGGAGCUUCUGGCUAUGAAGGCUGUGUCCUGGCUCCGUGCUCAGAACGCACCAAGUGUGGCAGAGUGUGUGGUAGCUGCAAGCACACUAUUGGGUUUCAGUGUGCAGACAAACGACCUGGGGCUCUGAGGAUUUCAUUAAACUGCCUUCCUUUUCUUCUUCCGGAUUAAAAGCAUGACCAUAGACAUAUACUGUAUACAUAGGGCCGCAUUGGCCAACUGGCUCGUACACCAGCGUCGCCACCAUUUUGGACUGGGAAAGAGCGGCCUGUAAACGCACGCACGUUAGGGGGAGCUCCGUUUGUCUGUAUAAAAAAUACUUUUACAUUUUAAUUUCAACUGAUGUCGACAAUUUGUUUUCAAGGGUUUGUGAUCUACGUGGGUUUUGUCUCCAGUUAUUUAGAAUCAAUAGUUUGACUUGUAGUAUAGGCAAGAAUCAGUAUUUAUUUGAAUAUGGACAAAUUGAAAAUCAGCAUAUACCUACCUACGACUUCCACAGAUGUCUGUCUGUCUGUCUGUCUGUCUGUCUGUCUGUCUGUGGGAUGCAUAUUUCUAGGACCCUUCAUCUCAUCGGCUUCACACUAGCCAUAUGUCUUGUCCAUUCAGUCUGUGGGCCAAGUUGAACUUGUACUCAUCUAAACUUCGGAUUAUAGACAGCAGCAGUGUCAAUAUCCUUCCAAAAAGAUCAAUUUGAUAAUUUGAUAAUUUAUUUUUUCACAAUAUUGGACUGACACAGAUGUUCCCCGGUGUUGUGGCUGCUGAUCUCCACUUGGGCAACAACAUUUAUAUUCAUAGAAUCACUUCCUUUUCAGUUUUUUUUCUACAAAGUCUAGAUUUGAUUAAUUGCAGCAAUGCUUUAUAUCGAGUGAAACAACAGUGCUUUAAUUUUGAAAAAGUCAGUAAUUCACAUUAAAUUAAGUUUGACGUGGACACACUCCUCUCUGUCUAGCAGUGAUGAUAUCUGAACAAUUGACAUUUAAAUGAGAAUUUUUCAUUUGUUUUCCAUGUAGAUCACAAAACUCAUCAAUACAAAAAGCAGCUAAUUGAAAUCAGCUGGAAUUUAAACCUUAUUGUGUUUUUUUCCCAGACAGACUGCGGCUGGUAUGUGUUAACAGGGCAGUCUUGCCUGGUCCAGUAUGGCAGAUGCAUUGACACAUUAUAGCAACAGUAAUUAAUAAUAAUUAUUUGCACUAUCCACUUCAGUAGUAGUGUGUGCCUAAAUGUAUUCACAUUAUUCUUCAUCUGUUCAGAAUUGACCAUAUAACAAAACAAAGAAUUGUUCAUCUGUUGCACCUUUAAUGUUAACCUUUUUUUAAAUCAGAAACUGUUACACUGUAUUAUUAAAGUUGAAUCUUACAGCCCGAAA
Limanda limanda (common dab) is the source of this 3862-nucleotide messenger RNA. RefSeq names its product von Willebrand factor A domain-containing protein 5A-like. The coding region runs from base 254 to 2626 and encodes 790 amino acids. Lineage: Eukaryota; Metazoa; Chordata; Actinopteri; Pleuronectiformes; Pleuronectidae. The transcript is spliced from 19 exons. The record is from RefSeq and is a predicted model, not a curated record.